This is a messenger RNA of Centruroides sculpturatus (bark scorpion), 2559 nucleotides long. It is a transcript of the gene gish, whose product is annotated as casein kinase I-like. Gene Ontology annotation, molecular function: ATP binding; protein serine/threonine kinase activity. Gene Ontology annotation, cellular component: nucleus; plasma membrane; cytoplasm. NCBI's taxonomy places the organism in Eukaryota, Metazoa, Arthropoda, Arachnida, Scorpiones, Buthidae. The transcript is spliced from 8 exons. The record is from RefSeq and is a predicted model, not a curated record. Bases 33 to 1151 code for a protein of 372 amino acids. Gene Ontology annotation, biological process: peptidyl-serine phosphorylation; signal transduction; endocytosis.
UACCUAUAUAUUAUAAUUAUUUAUAGGAACCCAUGAAAUCAAAGGCUCCUCAGUUACAUUUAGAAUACAGGUUUUAUAAACUAUUGGGAAAUCAUGAAGGCAUUCCUAAAGUAUAUUAUUUUGGACCUUGUGGAAAAUAUAAUGCACUGGUUAUGGAAUUGUUAGGACCUAGUCUUGAAGACCUGUUUGAUUUGUGUGAAAGGAAGUUUAGUCUUAAAACAGUACUAACUAUUGCUAUCCAAUUGUUACAUCGUAUAGAAUAUGUCCAUUCCAAACACCUUAUUUAUAGAGAUGUAAAGCCAGAAAAUUUUUUAAUCGGAAGACAGUCCACUAAAAGACAUAACAUUAUUCAUAUCAUAGAUUUUGGUUUAGCAAAAGAAUAUAUAGAUCCAGAAACAAAUAAGCAUAUACCAUACAGAGAACAUAAAAGUUUAACUGGAACAGCAAGAUAUAUGAGUAUAAAUACGCAUCUUGGCAAAGAACAAAGUAGAAGGGAUGAUUUAGAGGCACUUGGACAUAUGUUUAUGUAUUUUUUACGAGGCAGCUUGCCGUGGCAGGGUUUAAAAGCAGAUACUCUAAAAGAACGAUAUCAAAAAAUAGGAGAUACUAAAAGAGCUACUCCUAUUGAAGUGUUAUGUGAAGGUUAUCCAGAUGAAAUGGCAACCUAUUUGAGAUAUGUCAGAAGAUUAGAUUUCUUUGAAACUCCUGAUUAUGAUUAUCUUAGAAAAUUAUUUCAAGAUCUGUUUGAAAAGAAAAGUUUUAUUGACGAUGGAGAAUUUGACUGGACUGGAAAGCAACUUUCCACGCCAGUUGGAUCUCUACAAACUGGUCAAGAAGUGAUUGUUUCUCCAAAUAGAGAAAGACAUAUUACCUCAGAUACACGGCAUGGUAAACAACAAAGAACAGCAUGGCUGGAACAGACAAACAAACAGCCAGGGUCAAGCAUGCUAGGCACAAACCUCACACAAGCAGAUCGUCACGGAUCCGUCCAGGUUGUCAGUUCAACCAACAGUGAGUUAGCCAACGAUAAUCCCACAACAGGUCACUCCAACACACCAAUUACAGUUCCAGUAGAAGUAGAAGUGGUUUCAGAGACUAAAUGUUGUUGCUUCUUCAAGAAAAAACGGAAAAAACCAGGAAGACAAAAAUGACUCGCCGUCAUGUGUAGUCCCGAACAAGAAGCAGUGUUAUUACAGACAUCGCCUUCGGAUUCCAAGGAAAGCAUUGGUGCAGUCCACGUUCAAACUGCCACUGUAUGAAUGUCUUCACGAUCUUCUCAAUCAUAUUCACCAUGUCUUUGAUUUGUUCUGCAGCUGUGGCACUACAGACAUAGAAAAAACUUCAAGAUAUCAGACAGACAAAUUAAGUAGCAUGGAAUCUUUUAAUGGCUUAAAUAUGUGGCUUAGUGUCCAGAUAACAAAGUCAAAACAUCUAAGAAAGGUACACCUUUGAUUUUGUGAGGACAAGAGUGGAUAUAGCACCUCUGUUCCUUUCUUCCAAUCUUAUUUGCAUUGAGAGACUUCAGGAAAUUUUUUUCUUGGCUAUUGUAGAUGCGCUCCAGCUCCCAUUUUUUGAAUCACAACGGAUAUCAAAGCUCAUUGGUUCUUAUGUAUUAAAAUACAAUUUUAAAUUUUAUUAUAUUGACUUGAUUCUAAAUUAAAUUUCUUUUAAAAGAUCAAUUUAAAAGUACUUAAAAAAUAAACAAUAAAAAAAGCAAAAAAAAAAAAGAUUUCAACUGGUGACAGUCAAGUGUUCUGUGCAUUAAUCAGUUAUCAUAGUUCAGAUGAAAAUGAGAUAGAAUGACCUAAAUGUGAUUCCUGUGCCUCGGAUGCAUUUUAUUACAACGCUGAAUUCCCCUCUAGUUGCCGCAUACGUUGGUGUGAUUCAUAAUUCUCGGUGUCCAGAUGUAAAUAUUUUAUUUAAUCAUCACCACUGCGAUUCGAGUGACAUUGGUGAUGUUUCGAGUCUUUCAGUGUGCACUUACGUGGUAAUCGAUCAUAUAGCAUCAGAAUUCUCAUUUCUUUUCCAUGGCAAUAAAUAAAUUUUUUUUUUCUGAAAAUUGGGUAAAUGUUAGUAAUGUAUUCUGUAGAUAGCCUUGGCAAACAAAAACUAUAAAGAAAAGUUGCCAAAUUAAGUAGAAAGGAGUAUUCUGGUGCUGAACCAAACACAAGUUUUCCAUCCUGAUUUAUUACUACUACUAUUAUAAUUAUUGCAAGUUUUUUUUUUUAAGAAAAUGUUAUAGACAUUGUGAAGUCAGCUUAUGAUCUCGCCUUCCUAUUUGUCUCUAAAUAGAAAUCAACAGUCGAUAAACAUGUAUUAGUUCCUUAUUAAUAAGCGUGUUUAAGUUUUAUGUACCAUCUGAAACUUUUUUUACUGUACAGAAUCUUUAGGUUGAAAUAUACUGCAUGAUCCUUAUUCCAAACACAUGGUUUUAAAAUAUUUCAUACUAUCAAUGUUUCAAUUAAUUUUUUUAGGAUCUUUGUAGCAGCUUGUACUAUUGUAGUGCAAAACUUGAAAUAUUUGUAUCUUGUACAGCUGGAAUAAACCAGAAAAAGUUAA